Pseudo-nitzschia multistriata is the source of this 1550-nucleotide messenger RNA. NCBI's taxonomy places the organism in Eukaryota, Bacillariophyta, Bacillariophyceae, Bacillariales, Bacillariaceae. The record is from the annotation of a GenBank genome assembly.
GGAAACACGACUGUGCAAGUUUCAAAUUGAAAAUGCAGGUUUCUGUUCUGCCCUUACACGAGAAAGUUUGGUUUCGAUGCGGUGAAUUUCAUCGGGUGGGAAAAUCUUCAAUCAUGUUUUCAAAAUUCGAAAAUCUUGCUGUUGACGAUGUACUGAACGGUAGGAUACCCGGUAAUGUACUUGUACCCUACGGCUACCGUAUCACGCACGCACGAUCGUGACGCCUUCUCCAAUCAACAUGCCGUCUUCUCCCAGCACGAUGCUCCCUACCUUCGAUUGGCACACCAAAUUUUGUCGUCCCGAAAGGUGCUUUCAUCGCACAUUAUUAUUGGUACUGUCACAACCAUCUCCUUAGCAACCAUGAAGCCCGCGAUUCUUUUUCUCUCCAUGCUCUCCGCCGCUUCGGCCUUCGCGCCGUCGUUUCUGGGCACCAAACUCUCCAGCGGGUAAGCCGGGGUGUGACGGGAUCUGGCGGGAUCUGGCCUGGUGCCUUUCGGCCGCGGGAUCUGCACGACACGCGUUGCGUCUCUUACACGUUCUUGCUUUGCAUGCAUCUGUCUCUUCUCUGAACAUUGCGACGCAUCGGUUUGGAUAUUCAGUCUGUCGCAAUCCGCGUCGACAACCUGCUUGGAAAUGAAGUAUACUCUCGUUUUGGUCAGGCAUGGUGAAUCGACGUGGAACGACGAAAACAGAUUUACCGGUUGGUACGACUGUCCCUUGAGCGAAAAGGGACUCAAGGAGGCGAACGAUGGCGCCAAUUUGUUGAAGGAGGCCGGAUACACAUUCGAUGUUGCGUACACGUCUACCCUUCAGCGUGCAAUCAAGACGCUAUGGAUUAUUCUCGAAGAAAUGCACCUCAUGUACAUUCCUAUCGUCAAUACUUGGAGAUUGAACGAAAGACAUUACGGAGGUACGCAACGUUUUCCCGCUGAACUGUGGUGGCGCACAUCUUUUUGUUGUAUUGAUACCAUGCGUUCCAACCAACCAACCCGAAACUCACGAUGCUGCUCGUUCGAAUUCAUUUUUCAGGCUUGACGGGUUUGAACAAGCAAGAAACAGUCGACAAACACGGCAAAGAUCAGGUUUUGGUCUGGAGACGCUCGUACGACAUCCCGCCACCCGAUUGCGAUGAUUCUUCGGAGUACUACCCCGCAAACGACCCAAUGUACGCUAACGUAUCGAAGGAAGAUCUGCCAAAGUCGGAGUCCCUAAAAUUGACCGAAGAGCGCUUCAUGGUUGAGUGGGAUGCAAACCUGGUUCCCCUGAUCAAGAGUGGAAAGAAAGUCAUCAUUGCCGCUCACGGCAACACCUUGCGUGCCCUGGUCAAACAUUUGGACGGAAUUUCCAAGGACGAUAUUACCGGAUUGAACAUCCCAACCGGUGUUCCGUUGGUUUACGAAUUGGACGACGACAUGAACCCUAUCGCCCAGGAAGGAGCGAUCGCCCCGUUGACCGGAAAAUACUUGGGAGACCUCGACAAAGUGAGAGAACGCAUCGGAGCUGUUGCAGCCCAGACCAAGUAAAGAAGGAAAUUAAUCCCCAACAUUUUU